AUUUUCCGAUGGUCUUGGAAGGCAUCAUUAGUGACGCCCUCUGUUGACGCCACUGCAGAAGGGCUCUUUGUAAAAAAAAAAAAAAAAAAAAGUUUGAUACAUGAAAACAUUUUUUCUUUCAAAAAGCUUGCCGGGCGCAGUUUCAAAAUGGGGAAGCUGGUCUUUAUCUCCCUUUUCGUAGCGGCUUUAUCGGCCUUGUUUGGAGAGAGAAUAAUGAACAUAAGGAAAAGGGCCCUUGCUUCCAGAGAGCUUGUCCAGAAUCACCUCCCCAACUGUGUCCUUCUCAAAAAUCUUGAUUAUGGGUCAGAGGAUAUAACCAUUCUUCCAAAUGGGAUUGCACUCAUCAGCGCUGGUUUGAAGUAUCCUGGAAUGCCCUCGUUCUCUGACGGUGCAGGGAAGAUCUUCUCCCUUGAUCUGCAGGACACUAGACUGAAACCAAUGGAGCUGCGCAUGCCAAGAAACUUCGAUCUGAACUCAUUCAAUCCCCAUGGCAUCAGUGUGUUCAUCGAUCCAAGCGAUGACACAAUAUACCUGUUUGUUGUCAGCCACCCUCGACAUGAAGGCCAAUUUCAUAGUCAAAUGGAGAUCUUUAAAUUUGUUGAGGAGGAUCAUUCCUUGGUGUAUUUGAAAACCGUAAAGCAUGAACUUCUCCACAGUGUGAAUGAUAUUGUUGCAGUGGGAGUUGACAGCUUCUAUGCGACCAAUGAUCACUACUUCAGCCACGAAAUCCUGAGACUAAUUGAGACUUUUCUAAGUCUGCCAUGGGGAAAUGUUGUAUACUAUAGUCCUGGGGAAGUAAAAGUGGUGUCUGACAGAUAUUACUUUGCCAAUGGCAUCAAUUUAUCACCAGACAAAAGGCACUUAUAUGUGGUAGAUUUAUUCGAUCAUAAUGUGCAUGUUUUGGAGAGACAAGCGGACAAUACAUUGGUCUCUGUGAAGUCUGUGGCUGUUGGUUCACUCUGUGACAACGUUGAAGUUGAACCUGAAACUGGUGACCUGUGGUUAGGUUGUCACCCGAAUGGAUGGAAAGCUCUGGUGUAUAACCCUGAGGAUCCUCCUGGAUCAGAGGUCAUCCAGAUCCAGAAUAUUCACUCAGAGCAGCCAGUGGUGACCCAGGUUUACGCUGACAAUGGCAGUGUGAUCAUCGGUUCAUCUGUUGCAGCUCCCUUUGGAGGAAAGUUGCUGAUUGGCACAGUCUUUCAUAAAGCUCUGUGUUGUGAUUUGAAGUAACCUCUCUCACGUAUGAUUCCCAGCAAGUUAAGAGAAAAAAGGAGAUCACUUCACCAAGGAAAUCAUGAUGCACUUGCUUCCUGGCACUUCUUGUCUAAGCACUGAUUGUGACCAAAAAGUGGUUAUUGAUUUGAGCACAUAAUGUAUAUUAUAACAUUUGGGAGAUAGACUGCAUGUCCCAGCUUGACUGGUAGGGAUAUCUGGGCUACUCUGCCAUCCGCCCUCUUGCAACCACAGGCCUAGCCUGGGUAAGUGAAAAAGCAGCUACAAGAUAAUUUACGCUGGUUCAUAGUAGGCCAUAGGCCUUGGUAAUGCAGUGUACUUGCAAAUGGUUCUAAAUAUCAGUGCUUGUUCAAAUUUGUUUCUCAAAUACUUGUAAAGCCUAGAAAUGUGACUUGCAAGAUAUUGUCAAUCAAGGGGUUUUCAUAUUUUUCAGAUGUGCACAUUAGUUGCACAUUAGUGCACAUUAGUUGCUUGUAUGCUUUGUGCUGUGGGGUGAAGAAUUUUCACUGGUCAUUUUGCAGUGUGUUGGAAUGUGUAACAAAUGCUGAUUGAGAAUAUAUAUUUUCAUAAGUGUUGCCGGUAAUAAAAACAAGUUCUCACAAUUUACUUGACUUGAAAUUAAGCAAUAAAAUGUCAUGCAGCUUGGGGUAACCCUUUAGAUCAAC
Molecule: messenger RNA, 1898 nt
Organism: Myripristis murdjan (pinecone soldierfish)
Lineage: Eukaryota; Metazoa; Chordata; Actinopteri; Holocentriformes; Holocentridae
Product: serum paraoxonase/arylesterase 2-like
Exons: 9
Coding region: 148-1230 (360 amino acids)
Molecular function (GO): arylesterase activity
Source: RefSeq, a predicted model, not a curated record